GUCAAGCUGGGAGGUGAUUAUCAACAAAAUUGUAAUUAUUUUGUGAUAAAACUUGUGUAAAUGUCUACAAAGCCAAUCAAAAUGCCGGCGGCAACGAAAGAUUCGACGAUACUGAAGAUUGCAGUGGAAAUGCUGAAUGCGCCGGACAAGGUGCCACAAUUGAUAGAGUUCGAUCAGAGUCAACCCUUAUCCAGCAUAAUACAGGAACUCUGCGAGCGCUGGGGCCUCCCUGACCCUGAUAACUACGCCUUACAGUUCUCUGAAAGCAACAACCAGAAUUACAUCACAGAAAAAAACCGAAAUGCGAUCAAAAACGGUUCGGUACUGCGGCUGGAAUUUUCUCCAGCAAAAACUGUCCAGGACAUCCUAACUAAGAUUAAUUCGGGCGUGGAAACCGACCAGACUGCUGCGCUCAGUAAACUAUCCACGGCCAGCAGCGACCUCACAUUCGCCUGCGAAUUCAUUAAUAAGAAAGGCCUCUCACUCAUCAUCAACAAUAUUGAAUCUGGUAAAUUCAAAAGUGCAGCCUUAAAAUACGCUUUAAUCACAUUCGUUGAACUCAUGGAUCAUGGCAUUAUAUCCUGGGAUAUUUUGGAGAACCAAUUCAUAAAUAAAGUGGCAAGUUUUGUUAACAAUCAAUCAAGCACACAAGAUCCUCAGGUUAUCCAAUCUUGUCUCUCAAUCCUUGAGAAUAUUGUUCUUAACAGUUCUGGUAAGAAUGCUCAUGUAGAAAAGGAAAUUACUAUUCCAAAUCUGGUAUCACAUUUACAAAACAAAGACAGUAUUAUUCAACAGAAUGCCAUUGCAUUGAUCAAUGCUAUAUUCUCUAAAGCAGAUAUGACGAAAAGAAAAACAAUUGCAGCAACAUUGGCUUCUAAGCAAGUUCGUCUUGUCAUUUAUGAGAAUCUGAUUGGGGCCGCUGACUUCUCCAAAAAUGCUUCAAAAGAUGCUCUUGGUACAGAAUUAGCUCACCAGCUUUAUGUAUUACAAACCCUGAUGCUUGGCUUACUGGAACCGAAAAUGCGCCAAAGAGCCGACUCUCAGGAGCAAGAGUCACAGGAAAAGAUUAAGGAAUUGAGGAAAAUUGCAUUUGAGAAUGACAACAGCUUCAACAUUGAAGUUACAACAAGAAGACAACUGGGCAGCUUUUCCAAAGACUUCAAGAAACUUGGCUUCAAAUGUGAAAUAGACCCCAUCAAAGACUUCAAUGAGGUUCCCCCUGGUGUUUUAGGUCUUGAUUGUAUGCUGUAUUUUGCAAGGAAUUAUCCAGAACACUACACAAAGAUUGUCCUAGAGAACAGUUGCAGAGCGGACGAGCAUGAAUGUCCAUUUGGGAAGACAAGUGUGGAGUUGGUGAAACAACUGUGUGACAUAUUGCAUAUUGGAGACCCUCCCAGUGAACAGGGACAGACUUACCAUCCUCUAUUCUUCACACAUGACCAUCCAUUUGAAGAAUUGUUCUGUGUCUGUAUAGUUAUACUUAAUAAGACAUGGAAAGAGAUGAGAGCUACCACUGAAGACUUUGUCAAAGUGUCUAGUGUAGUCAGGGAGCAGAUUAGCAGGUCACUGGCAUGCUCACCAAAAGGCUUCGACAAGUUUCGCCAGAAGAUAAACCAGUUGACAUAUGCUGAUUUAACUAACAUUUGGCUACAGGAACGCACCAAUAGGGAAGUAUGGGAGUCCCAUGCAACACCAAUUGUUGAAUUAAAAGAGAAGAUUACUCCUGAGAUUAUUGAACUGAUUCAGCAGCAAAGAUUAGGGGUGCUUGUGGGAGGCACAAGAUUUAAAAAAUAUUCAUCAAGGGGCCAGAGGAUAAAGGACAAAUUUUGGUUUGUCCGAUUGUCCCCCAACCAUAAAGUAUUGCACUAUGGAGACUGUGAUGAAAAGAGCACUCCAAGUUUAGAAGAGCUUGGGACUAAACUGGCUGUGACUGACAUAAAAUGUGUUGUGGUCGGUAAAGAGUGCCCCCAUAUGAAAGAUUUAAGGGGGAGGAAAAUUAAUGCUCAUUUGGCGUUCUCCCUAAUAUUAAAGUCCAACGAAGUUACAUCUUUGGACUUUGUGGCUCCAGAUGAGCAGGUGUUUGACUAUUGGACUGAUGGUAUUAAUGCUUUAUUGAAAGAAAAGAUGUGCAGCAAUUCAUUUAACAAUGACUUGGAGACUUUAUUAUCUAUGGACAUUAAAGUCCGUUUGCUUGAUGCAGAGGGCAUUGACAUUCCCCAAGACCCUCCCCAGAUACCAGACGAACCAGAGGAUUAUGAUUUCUAUUACGACAAUAAUUAAGAAUACAAUCAAACUUUGCGAUCCAAGUUUUAAGUAUUACAGUCAAUUCCAAAUGUGCAAUACAACGAAAAUGUCUCAUCCAUUAAAGUCCUACAUUCAUGAAUUCAUUUACUCAUAAUUUAAAGACAUUAAUUAUUAUAUUAUAUAUAAGUAUUUUAAUAAUUGAAAAGCACAAAGUAUUUUAGGUGUAAGUGACCAUGUAUUAAGUAUAAUUUGAAAUUAAUUUAAAUAUUUUUAAUUGUUUUAGAUUUAAAUGUACUUGAAUUCCAUUAUAUUAAGAGAUGACUUACAAACUUCCAUUGAAAGAUAUGUGUGGCCAUAUUCCAAUAUUAUAUUUUAUAUACCAAAGAACAUCUAAAGAACAAAGUAUAUUUAAAUGUAUAUUAUUACAGAAUAAAUGUGUUUAACCUGAAGAA
This is a messenger RNA of Pectinophora gossypiella (pink bollworm), 2696 nucleotides long. It is a transcript of the gene Ced-12, whose product is annotated as engulfment and cell motility protein 1. Gene Ontology annotation, cellular component: plasma membrane. Bases 61 to 2280 code for a protein of 739 amino acids. The record is from RefSeq and is a predicted model, not a curated record. The transcript has a single exon. Lineage: Eukaryota; Metazoa; Arthropoda; Insecta; Lepidoptera; Gelechiidae. Gene Ontology annotation, biological process: cell motility; actin filament organization.